This is a messenger RNA of Betta splendens (Siamese fighting fish), 3312 nucleotides long. It is a transcript of the gene exd2, whose product is annotated as exonuclease 3'-5' domain containing 2. Bases 311 to 2209 code for a protein of 632 amino acids. Gene Ontology annotation, molecular function: nucleic acid binding; 3'-5' exonuclease activity. NCBI's taxonomy places the organism in Eukaryota, Metazoa, Chordata, Actinopteri, Anabantiformes, Osphronemidae. Gene Ontology annotation, biological process: nucleobase-containing compound metabolic process. The transcript is spliced from 10 exons. Gene Ontology annotation, cellular component: nucleus; cytoplasm. The record is from RefSeq and is a predicted model, not a curated record.
AUGAACGUGAACGCGAAGCCUCCGUGUUGUGUGUUAGCAGCGGUUGUAGCACUGCUAACUAAGCUAGCUGCUUAUCAAAGGCUUUGCGUUCUCUGCGUCGGAGGAAUCGCGACUAAGGCGAGAGUUGAGUGAAACUUGUGUUACGCCACCACUGAGCCUCAGUCCAUUUAACUGAGUGGGUGCUAUUUACACACAGGGAGAUGCAGAGCUCGUCCAGAUCAGCGAAGCAGAGGUGCAUUUAUAUGGGAUUCCUCUGAAAGAAUAUUAGGUUUGCACUUUUCAGCCUGAUUUAGGACAGCCCCUGGUUAAAAUGUCUCAACGGGGGUAUUUAACUGCUCUUGUGACCACGGUACUAGGCACAGCUGUAGGAGGACUGCUCAUAUGGCAGGUUUACAGAACGAGAAGGAAGAAGCUGCCUUCCGUCCAGAAGGUGGCCGAACCUGUGGAGGAUCCACCACCUGCGGAAAACAACUUGACGCAUUUUACGGAGCAGAAAGUAGAGCCUGCGGAGCGUCCGACCCCACAACUAGCCCCUGUCACACACAUCCCUUCUUCUGAGCAGCUGCUGGCGGUGAAACCAGUGGUGGUGAGCUCUGAAGACGAGUGGGAGCAGCUGUGGCCACUGAUGCAAAAGGAGCUGUCAGUGUUCCCUGUGCUGGGGCUGGACUGUGAAUGGGUAAAGACCGACGCCGUGUCGGUGAGGGGUCAGGCAUCUGCAGUCUCCUUGCUGCAGAUGGCGUCGUACUCGGGUCUGUGCAUCCUGGUGAAGCUGCUGGCAUUUCGGAGCAAGCGGCAGCUUCCGCUCAGUUUGAAGGGAGUCCUCCAAGACCCCCGCAUUUUGAAAGUUGGCGUCGGUUGCUAUGAAGAUGGCAAGCGGCUGAUGUGUGACUACGGUCUGUCGGUGGCGUGUGUGGUCGACCUGCGUUACCUUGCUUUACGACAGAGGCAAACAAAAGUGAACAAUGGCCUCAGUUUGAAGUCGCUGGCAGCAGAUCUGUUGAAUGUGUCACUAGAUAAAUCCCUGGAGCUGCGCUGCAGUGACUGGGAGGCAGAUGAGCUAACAGUGGAGCAGAUGACUUAUGCGGCCAGAGAUGCCCAGGUUUCCAUCGCGCUCUUCCUCCAUCUCCUCGGCUUCAUCUCUGAAGCCGGGCCCGCCUCUUCCAGCGGGAGCUCCUACCCUGAGUUGGCUGCCUGCUGCCAGGGCCUGAUGGAUGUGCCCUUCAAGGGCCGGGGAGAAGUAGACGAGAGAGCUGCCAACGGAGAGAGGAGGCGGAAGAUGCGGAAAACGCCCACUUCUGAAAGCCCAGAGGCUGGAGAUCAGCAAAUCCCAGACCCUCGAAAGAACAACAAGAGGAAACCACUGGGUGUGGGCUAUUCUGCAAGGAAGUCUCCUCUCUAUGAUAACUGCUUCCUCCACGCUCCCGAUGGCCAACCUCUGUGCACCUGUGACAAGAAGAAAGCCAAAUGGUACCUUGAUAAGGGAAUAGGAGUGCUCCAGAGUGAGAAGCCUUUCAUAGUGAGGCUGCUCUUCGAGCCGUCUGGACGCCCGGACUCCAACCAGGACUACUAUCUCACCGCCAAAGAGAACAUCUGUGUAGUCUGUGGCAAAAAGGAUUCCUACAUCAGGAAAAACAUUGUGCCGCACGAGUACAGGCGGCAUUUUCCCACCGAGAUGAAGGACCACAACUCCCACGACAUCCUGCUGCUCUGCACCAGCUGCCACGGCGCGUCCAACGUGCACGACGGCUUCCUGAAGCAGCAGCUGGCCGAGGAGUUCGCCGCCCCCCAGGGCUGCGAGGAGGGGGUUCGCCUCCUGGAGGACUCGGAGCGACGGCGGGUGCGCUCAGCGGCCCGGGCCCUGCUCAUGGCCGGCGACGGGCUGCCAGAGCAGCGGCGAGAGGAGCUGCAGGCUCUGAUCCAGAGCUUCGUCAGCAUAAAUGGCGAAGGGCUGACGGACGACGUGCUGAAGGAGAUGGCUGGAUUGGAGACGAGGAUCUUCAAUGAGGCCUAUGUGCCUCACGGCCUGAAGGUGGUGCAGGCGUACGCUGAGCUAGGCCUCCGGGGCCUGAUGGACCUGGAGCGCCGCUGGAGGCAGCACUUUCUAACCACUAUGCAGCCUCGCCACCUCCCUCCCCUCUGGUCCGUCGACCACAACCACGACAAGUUCCUUCGCAAAUACGGAGAGGACCUGCCCAUCCAACUCAACUGACUGCGCCCAAACGCCGCACACCAGGUCAGAAGACGGUUUCCUCAUUCAGUGGUCAGAGUGCCAGAUGGAUUAGAAACUUCCAAAGCCACUAUAUCGUGUUACGAGCCAGAUUACUAGUAGCGAGAGAAUGAAUGCACUGAUCUACCGCCCUAUCUCAAUGCUGCCGGCAUGUGGCUGCUGUCGAGCUCCCACUCGGGCAUUGAGGAGGCAAAGAUGAGUGCGUGAAAGAACACACUAUCCGUGAUGGACGGGCUAUGCGAGCAGAGACUCCUCCUGUGGAGAAGUAGUCCAGCACCAAAUCUGAUCAACACUAACUUUGGUUGUCAUGUAGUUGCACAUGAAUGUUUUAAUAUGAAAAAAAUGUAUAAUUAUUUAUGAAAAUGAACAGAUAUUUAUCUACCAGCUUUCAGACAAAGCUGCAGCCUGCUCUUAACUUGCUCCUAAAUGUUUUCCUCCCCCCUGCCCCUCCCCCCUCUCCCCCAGCAGGACCGCAGCUCUGCCUGAGAAUGAGAGAAUUGCUUUGCAUAGAGAGGGUCAUUUUAAUCGGACCUUUAAAUUAUUGGUCGCUCUCCCUGCUUCUGUUUCGAGACAGACGAAGGAUGAGUUUUCCACAAGAACCUUGGAGUCAGAGUUUGGUUUCAAGGCGACCUUGUUUUUGCGCAGGGACAGUCCAGUUCAGUCAGCUGCUUGGGUUGAUCAUUGAGCUCCAGACGCGUGUUCUGUGGACGGUUCUCCUCGGGUUUGGGGCAUCUCCAUGGCCCAUGUUUUAAUGUGCCUCUUAAAUCUCCAAACCCGACGGGAGGCUCGUCACAGCAUCGGGACACGACCUCACUUCAUCCUUCAGCAGUUUCAUUACGACGUCAAUUUACAGAAUCCAAAAACGCACCGUGAAGAAAAGCAGCCAACUGACGUGACUGAGAAAUGUUAUUUAAGACCGUCAUAUGCAAGGCAGGUUUCUGAGUUAUGAACGUGAUAAACUUAUUUACAAUAUAUGGAACUUUAAAGUAUGAACAGCUGCUGUUGUCUUUGUAUUUUCCUGUCAGCUCUGACGCGGUUUUCCACAUUGUGAAUGAAUCAAAUAAAAUAAGUCAUGUUUAUAUUAA